AGAUGGUUGGUCCAAAGUAGAAACCCAUUAAUAAAGCUUAAGGCCCGUAACCCAUGGCGGAGCGAGGCAGAGCGUCGUGUCCAGCCUUGUCAGUGUUAGAAGAAGAGAUAGAGAAGCAAACAAACCCUAGCGCAGAGAAGAGAUAUUCUUCUUCGCAGAAUCAUUGCAGUUGCGAGCAGGCCGAAGAAACCUAACCUGCAUUCGAAAAUCAGCCCCCUUGGAAAUCCCAACACUAGUGUGGUACCUGUGCUCGACGAUUGGGUGUUCAAGGGGAAUUAGCUUCGUCUCGCAGAACUUCAACGCAUCAUUCGUGACCUUCGCAAACGCGUAACCGGGUCAACCCGUUUUCACAACAUAUGAAGGCUCCGAAUCUGAAUCAAAUAGUAAUUCGUGCUCAACAACAACUCCUCACAAACCCUAACCCCCAAUUCUUGAACCCCUUACUGUCACAACUCACGAAUUCUCGAAAUGCUUUCUUUGAUCUUUAUAACCAGAUGCUCUCACAGCCUUUCUCCCACAACCACUACACCUUCACCCACGCCCUCAAAGCCUGCUCCUUCCACAACGCGCGCUCCAAAGCCCUCGAAAUCCACGCGCACCUCGUCAAAUCGGGGCGCUACCUCGACCUCUUCCUCCAGAACUCGCUCCUCCACUUCUACCUCGCCCACAACGACGUCGUCUCCGCCUCAAACCUCUUCCGAUCCAUUCCCUCCCCCGACGUCGUUUCAUGGACCUCACUCAUCUCGGGCCUCGCCAAGUCCGGCUUCGAGGCCCAAGCCCUUCACCAUUUUAUCAACAUGUACGCGAAGCCCAAAAUCGUCAGGCCCAAUGCCGCCACCCUCGUUGCCGCGUUGUGCGCCUGUUCCUCUCUCGGGUCUCUGAGACUCGCCAAGUCUGUUCAUGCUUAUGGACUGCGGUUGUUAAUCUUCGACGGGAAUGUUAUCUUUGGCAAUGCUGUGUUGGAUUUGUACGCCAAGUGUGGAGCGUUGAAGAAUGCACAGAACGUGUUCGAUAAAAUGUUUGUGAGAGACGUGGUUUCUUGGACCACGUUGUUGAUGGGUUACGCGCGUGGUGGCUAUUGUGAAGAGGCUUUUGCUGUGUUUAAACGAAUGGUGCUUAGUGAGGAAGCUCAGCCUAAUGAUGCAACUAUAGUAACUGUUUUAUCAGCUUGUGCCUCUAUUGGAACCUUGAGUUUGGGGCAGUGGGUGCAUUCGUAUAUUGACUCAAGACACGACCUUGUGGUUGAUGGAAAUAUUGGGAAUGCUUUGCUUAACAUGUAUGUGAAGUGUGGAGACAUGCAAAUGGGGUUUAGGGUUUUUGAUAUGAUAGUGCACAAGGAUGUUAUCUCGUGGGGCACCUUUAUUUGUGGACUAGCCAUGAACGGUUACGAGAGAAACACAUUGGAGUUGUUUUCACGCAUGUUGGUUGAAGGGGUUGAACCUGACAAUGUUACGUUUAUUGGGGUGUUGUCUGCAUGCAGCCAUGCAGGGUUGCUGAAUGAAGGGGUUAUGUUUUUCAAAGCAAUGAGGGAUUUUUAUGGCAUUGUGCCGCAGAUGAGGCAUUAUGGUUGCAUGGUGGACAUGUAUGGACGUGCUGGUUUGUUUGAGGAGGCUGAGGCUUUCCUUAGAAGUAUGCCUGUUGAAGCUGAAGGGCCCAUUUGGGGGGCUCUUCUUCAGGCUUGCAAAAUUCAUAGGAAUGAGAAGAUGUCUGAAUGGAUUAGGGGACACCUCAAGGGGAAAAGUGUUGGUGUUGGUACCCUUGCUUUGCUGUCUAAUAUGUAUGCGAGUUCUGAACGGUGGGAUGAUGCUAAAAAGGUUCGGAAGAGUAUGAGAGGGACUGGAUUGAAGAAAGUGGCAGGAUGUAGCUGGGUUGAGCUAGAGAUGUCCAACAACAGAUUGGGUUCAAAUUUGUGUACUGCCUAGUGGGGAUAAGAGAGGGUCAAUUAAGUUUUGACGUGUAGAAUGGUUCCAAGCAAUGAUGUAUAUGACUUCGUAAGAUUGAAAUUGACUAGUCUCAGCGUUUGUAUGUUGAUAUGUAGAAUCAAUGUGAUUUAUUCCAUUCUUGUGCUGCCGUAUUAAGUCAGGGCAAUCCAGUGACGAAAGUGUAAUGUAUAUUCAAUGUAUAGACUUCAAAUUUCACAAGUAUAACAACGAUAUUCAGUGAGUCUUGUCCUUCUUUGUACUUUCUGGAAGACUGGAACUAGUGCAAUGUACAUUAUUAUUGUCUGCAUUUUAAAUUUUUAUACGCUUUGCAUCUUGUUAAUGUAUAGUAUAUAUUUUGAUA
Molecule: messenger RNA, 2283 nt
Organism: Glycine soja
Lineage: Eukaryota; Viridiplantae; Streptophyta; Magnoliopsida; Fabales; Fabaceae
Product: putative tRNA (cytidine(32)/guanosine(34)-2'-O)-methyltransferase
Exons: 2
Coding region: 357-1922 (521 amino acids)
Biological process (GO): cytoplasmic translation; tRNA methylation
Cellular component (GO): cytoplasm
Molecular function (GO): tRNA methyltransferase activity; protein binding; RNA binding
Source: RefSeq, a predicted model, not a curated record